AUGGAAAUGGUGCUGAAGAAAUGUUCUGCCGUCUUCGGCUGUGGAAGAAACCAGAACGAGGCCGAAGAUGCUUGCGAGGCCAAAGACGAGUACAUGAUCCGCAACGGAGCUCUGCUGCUGCAGAUGCAGAUCUCCUCUGGUCACGGAAAAGGAUCCGCCAGCGAACCCAUCAGAUCUUUCUCCGCCCGGGAGAUCAAGGAAGCCACCAACAACUACGACGAUCGCCUUAUCCUAGGCCCGAAGUUUUAUAGCACUGGAUACAGGGGAACUCUGGAAGAUGGCCGUGUGGUUGCCGUCAAGUCCCCUCGAGGCCAGCAUCCUAAUGGACAGGUCAUCGAUUUCUUCCUGAACCAGGUGGUGAUCAACCAGAUUAUCAACCACAAGAACGUGGUCAAACUUCACGGUUGCUGCCUUGAGACCCGGGUACCGACCCUGGUCUAUGAGUUUCUUCCCAACGCCAACUUAUUCCAUCAAAUUCAUGGUAGAGGUGGGAGUAACAGCAUUGCCGCUUUUAACCUUCCGUGGUCCAAACUGGUGAAGAUUGCUGCCGAGACAUCGCACGCACUGUCCUAUAUGCACAUGGCCCUCGCAAAGCCUAUCAUCCACAUGGAUGUUAAGCCCACCAGCAUUUACUUGGACGAGUCCUUCACCGCAAAGCUGGCUAAUUUCGGUUUCUCCGUCUCGAUUUCAACUGGUGAGGAUUUCAUAAGCCAGAUUGCUGUGGGGACGUCUGCAUACAUGGAUCCGGAGUACUGCAUAACCCACCGGGUCACGGAAAAGUGCGAUGUUUACAGCUUCGGGGUCACCUUAAUGGAAUUGCUGACAGCGAAAAACCCAAUGGGUACUGAGAGAAGCCGCUACAGAAGAAACUCAGGCAUUCGCGGGGUUGGCAGUGAGAUGCGCAGCGAGCAGAGGAGAAGAGAGACCGACGAUGAGAGAAGUUGCAAUCGAGCUAAGGCGGAUACAUCAUGCUGCUAA
Molecule: messenger RNA, 978 nt
Organism: Punica granatum (pomegranate)
Lineage: Eukaryota; Viridiplantae; Streptophyta; Magnoliopsida; Myrtales; Lythraceae
Source: RefSeq, a predicted model, not a curated record